This is a messenger RNA of Malurus melanocephalus (red-backed fairy wren), 1338 nucleotides long. RefSeq names its product histone deacetylase 7-like. Gene Ontology annotation, cellular component: histone deacetylase complex. The annotation marks the transcript as partial. Gene Ontology annotation, molecular function: histone deacetylase activity. The transcript is spliced from 8 exons. The record is from RefSeq and is a predicted model, not a curated record. NCBI's taxonomy places the organism in Eukaryota, Metazoa, Chordata, Aves, Passeriformes, Maluridae. Gene Ontology annotation, biological process: chromatin organization.
GGCGAGGCCGAGCGCCGGGCUCUGCCCAGCCUGGCUCACCGGGUACCGGUGCUCAACGGGCCGGUGCUGCCGGGCACCCACUCGCCCGUUUUCAUCCCGGCCGGCCUGGAGCAGCACGAGGCCGGCAGCCCCCUGUCCCCUCGGCUGCAGCCCGUCAUCAUCCUCGAGCCCUCGGUCACCCACGCUCCGCUGGUGGCGGUGCCGGGGCUGGGGACGGUCCCCUUCUCCUUCGCGCCGUCGCUGCUGCCGGCCGAGCGGCUGUCCCUGCCCGGCCACCACAAACCGCUGGGCAGGACRCGCUCGGAGCCGCUGCCGCAGAGCCCCAAGGCCAUCCCGCAGCACCUGCUCUUCCAGCAGCACCACGCGCAUUUCCUCGACAGGCUCAAGCAGCAGACGCACCUGAGCAAGCGCAUGGCCAAGUCCAGCGAGAAGCCCCGGCUGMGGCAGAUCCCGUCCUCGGAGGACAUGGAGGCCGAGGGGACCCUGCCGGACACCGAGGGCGGGGACCCCGCCAGGACACGCGGGGAGCCCCCCCGGCCCGGCAGCAGCGGGAAGGAGCCCGAGAGGACGCAGAAGAUGGGGCAGCCCCAGGAGGAGCUGGUGCUGCAGCAGCAGCCCCCGCUGGGUGAGGCCGUGGUGACCGUGCCCGUGCCCUGUGUGACCGCUGUCCCCCCUCAGGUGGACAGUGACACCAUCUGGAACGAGCUGCACUCGUCCAACGCUGCCCGCUGGGCGGCCGGCAGUGUCACCGAGCUGGCCUUCAAGGUGGCCACCAGGGAGCUGAAGAACGGCUUUGCCGUGGUUCGGCCGCCCGGACACCACGCGGAUCCUUCCACGGCCAUGACGGUGGUGAUGCCGAUCGCCCACGAGUUCUGUCCCGACGUGGUGUUGGUGUCCGCCGGUUUCGACGCGGCCGAGGGCCACCCGCCCCCCCUGGGGGGCUACAAAGUCUCGGCCAAGUGUUUCGGUUACAUGACCAAGCAGCUGAUGACCCUGGCGGGGGGGGCCGUGGUGCUGGCACUGGAGGGUGGCCACGACCUCACGGCCAUUUGUGACGCGUCCGAGGCCUGCGUGUCCGCCCUGCUGGGCCACGAGGGCGCAGGAGGAGCCGAUGGAGCAGGAGGAGCCCAUGACCCAGUGACGGGCGGGGGCUGGGGCGGGGGAGGGGGCGCGGCCGGGCUCUGCCGACCCCCCCGAGGCUCCCGGACCCCUCCCCUCCGUCCCUCUCGCCCCCGAGGCGCAGCCCUGGACUCUCGGAAGGGCCAUUCCCGCACCGUGGAGAGCCCCGAGCCCGCAGCGCCCUCCCCUCCCCAAUUUCGGGACCCCUCGGGGGGGUGA